AAGAGCAAGGUUCUUCAAGAAGUUAGGAUUAUUCAUUCCUUAGAUCACUCAAAUGUACUAAAAUUUUAUUCCUGGUACGAAACUUCUGCUCACUUGUGGUUGGUUUUGGAAUAUUGUGUUGGAGGAGAUCUCAUGUCAUUAUUAAAGCAGGUACCAAUUUCUUAUUUUUCCAAAUCAUUUUAAUCCAGGAAUGUUGAUUUUAUUGAUAUUGUACAAUCUUAGAUUUUUUCCACUGGAUAUGAUCUAUUUGACACCCAAACCUCUAAAAACUCAUUGUGACAUUCUGGUCCCCCAGUGUUGUUGACAUUAUAAACUGCACAUAGACAUUGAAAUUCUGUGCACAUUGUGGCUGCCUCAUACUCGAACCCACUUCUCAUGCUUCACAACCUCAUAUAAGUCAGAUUCGUUAUGUGGAAAAGAGGCUAAAGCUCGAGUGUCCUUGUAUUGGAUCAUAUUUCACAAUGAUGCUGUGGAGAAGUGGUUUAGAAAUAUUUUUCUGAUCCUGGGAAAUGCUCGAGAUCCUCUUCCGGUCACCUGAAAAGGAAUAUACACUCCGGCGGGGGUGCCGGAAUUAGCACUUCGACGGACAAGUCAGUAACCGCACUCAAGAAUACUUAUAUUCUAAGCUAAGCACUACAAUUCUCGCAUACCUCUUUCUGGCUGAUAUUCUUAUAUUUAUAUCUUUUCUCCCAUGGGCCUCGGGAUUAGGUCCAUUCCCAACUCAUAUUCGGCACAUCUUAUAAUAGACCGACCCUCACUCGGCCCCUUGCCUAAUCGGCUAUUUGGCCGAAUAGGGUUGGAUUUGAACAUGCGAGCCAAUUGCGGAGUGCCUCGAAUCUCGACUCUCCGAGAUUCGACCAUCCGGAGUCUCUACGACUCCCUCUUCUCGGCCCCCAUAGAUGCUAAUGGAUAGUUUAUUUUUAGUGUUCAUGCUAUAUCAAUUCCAAUUAUAAUCUGUCAAUUAUGAGUUACGAUGUUCGUUCUUAAGUUUCACAUGUCUCUGUGACACAGCAGAUUUUUUGACAAUACUCAUUAGAGCUUUAAAGAGGAAAAAUGGGAAGACGUGCGGGCAUAUAACCUCUCCACAUCUCUCAUGCUGAUUCUCCCUCGUGUGAGGCUGCACUGCAGAUAAAUAAAUCUCCAAUAACAUGUUAUAGGAAAAGUAUUUCAUUUUUUCAUUUAAUGCUGCGAUGUUGGUUCCUAUAUCUCUGCAUAAUGCUAUAAGCCUUAACACCAUUUUAGAAUUUUAUAGUAAUUAUGUCAUAAAGUAGAACAGAAUUGAGAUCAUGGUGCUUUUUCAUCACCCUGGAUUCAAUGAACUCUAAAUUGCAUAUGCAUUUUGACAAGUGGAAUACUAACUUAAUGAUUGAGUUGCAGGAUAAGCAGCUUCCAGAAGAUUCAAUACAUGAUCUUGCUUGUGACCUUGUCAGGGCUUUGCAGUUUUUGCACUCAAAAGGAAUCAUUUACUGCGAUCUGAAACCAUCAAACAUCUUACUGGAUGAAAAUGGUCGUACAAAGCUUUGUGAUUUUGGAUUGGCAAGAAAAUUGAAUGAUAUAUCUAAAACUCCUUCAUCCUCGUUGCCACAAGCAAAACGUGGAACUCCCUUUUACAUGGCUCCUGAGUUGUUUCAGGAUGAAGGGGUCCAUUCUUAUGCUUCUGAUUUGUGGGCUCUUGGUUGUGUGCUAUAUGAGUGCUACGUUGGGAAUCCACCCUUUAUGGGAAAAGAAUUUACUCAGUUAGUAAAAUCAAUCCUUUCAGACCCAACUCCAUCUCUUCCAGGUACUCCCAGCCGUCCCUUUGUCAAUCUAAUCAAUUCCCUCCUGGUGAAAGAUCCGUCUGAAAGAAUACAGUGGGUUGAGCUCUGUGGACAUGCUUUUUGGAGAACAAAAUUUACUCCACUGCCUUUACCUCCUCAGCCUGCUUUCACUAAUAUGAUAGAGCUUUUAUCUAAACCAUAUCUCUCAGAACGCAAUAGCGACAAUCCUCCCCAAAACAAAACCCCACCAAAAUCUCGUGGAAAAGAUUCCAAAGGGGGUCCCAAACAGGAUGAGAAUUCUAUUUUGGGAUCAAGAGGUUAUUACACACCGGUUAAGGGUAUAUCCAGUGGACGAAGGACUCAAACAAAGGCUUCAGGCAAAGCAAUUGAGGAGAAGCAGAAAGAUCAUUCAAGCAAUACUAGGGGUGUGAAUCUUCUAAGGCUCUCAAGAAUAGCAAAAUCAAACUUACAGAGAGAAAAUGAGAAGGAGAACUUCCGGAGGCCGUUGCCUAAUGGGUCUGAAAUUGAUGCAGAAGUGAAAAUUGAAAACACUGAUAUGGAACUUGAUUUUAACGAGAACAUGGAAGAUGAGACACAUGAUGAUCCUGAUGGGUCUGAUAACCUGACUUGCUCUGAUGAAAAAAUGACAGAUCCAAAUCAGCAUCAGGAAAAAAUAGAACAAAUAGACAUGGAUAUAUCCCCUACGGUUAACACUCCUAUCUCAGAUGACUCAAGAACACCUGACCUGGAUUUAUCUUCAGAACACAAUGAAGUGGCUGCUGCUCCACCCAGUGUUAGUCCUCUACUCAAAACUCAAAGGGUUAAAGAAGGUUCAGGAAGUGCCCUCAACUCAGAUACCUCAAAAUCAUCUAAUGAUCUCUCGCAGCUGCUUUGGCAUCCAUCUGAUCUCUCAGUUAGACCAGUGAUGCCCAGCAAGAAGGCUGACAAAGUAUCAAUACCUUCUCUUCCAUUUGAUGCACUGUCAGCAUCAGAUUUUGUGAAGAUGCCCAAGGAUCAGUUGGACGCAUUCAAUAAUAGAAUCAUAACAAUCUUAAAUGGAAACACUGCUAUUGGUGAGAAGCAGAAUAUAAUUAGAUACCUCGAGACACUAAGCAGUAAUGCUGAUGCUGCCAAUAUCUUGACCAACGGGUCAAUAAUGCUGGUGCUUAUCAAAAUGCUACGACAGUCUAAGGCUUCAGCUUUGCGUGUUCAACUUGCUUCACUGAUCGGUUUGUUGAUUCGACAUUCUACUUUCAUUGAUGAUGAUUUGGCAAAUUCUGGAAUUUUAGGUUCACUGACUGAUGGUCUCAGAGACCAGCAAGAAAAAGUGAGGAGGUUUUCUAUGGCUGCUUUAGGUGAGUUGCUAUUUUAUAUAUCUACUCAAAACGAGCAUACUAAGGACAACAAUCCUCCUGAAUCUCCGUCUAAGGAUAAUCGGUUUUCUUCAGGCUGGCAGGUUUCAAGCCCACUAAUUUCAUUGGUGUCAUCAAUUUUACGGAAAGGAGAGGAUGAUAUCACUCAACUCUAUGCGUUGAGGACAAUUGAAAACAUCUGCAGCCAAGGAGGGCAGUGGGCAACUCGCUUCACCAGCCAGGAUGUGAUUAGCAAUCUCUGCUAUAUAUUUAGAGCUGCAGGGAAACAGGAGAGCAUUAGGCUCACAGCCGGGUCUUGUUUGGUGCGUCUGGUUCGUUUUAACCCUCCUAGCAUUCAACAAGUUAUGGACAAACUUUCAUUAAGGGACACUGCAUCUGCCCUUACCAAGGGCAGUCCACGUGAGCAGCAAAUUUGUUUAAACCUUUUGAAUAUGGCCAUGAUUGGGACACAUAUAUUCACAAACAUUGGACGACAUCUUCUUCCCUUGGUGGAAGAGAAGAAUCUCGUCCCAUGUCUCACGUCUCUCAUCGAUCAGGGAACUGAAGUCUUGAAAGGAAAGGCACUUGCUUUUGUGGCUCUACUUUGUAAGAACGGGAAGCGAUGGCUAUCACAUUUCUUUUGCAAUGCAAGGUUACUCUCAGCAGUGGACAGGUUGGUAAAGGAAAAGGAUAGCUAUGUGCAACAGUGUUUAGAUGCAUUUGUUCAUGUCGUGGCAUCGACUAUACCAGGUUUGCUAGAAGUUAUAACCGGGGACAUUCAUCAGAUAAUGGGAGGGAGACGACCGGGGCAGAUUGCUGCUCUUACCAGUCGAGCCACUCCAAAGACAAACUUUCAUUUGUUUCCUGUUGUUUAUCAUCUUCUUGGAAGCUCCUCUAUAAAGCGUAGGGUGGUGACUAAUCACGUCCUGCAGCAAUUGGCAAAUUUAAUAAAACUUGCGGAGUUGCCUUUUCAGGGCAGGGAUGACUUCCAAAUAACACUUUUACAAGUCCUUGAGUCCAUCACGGAGGAGCCCUCAGUUAUUGUUGAGAGCCCUAACACUUUUAUCCGCGAAAUCCUUCCCAGUCUAGCUGUUGUGUACAAGGGAAACGGAGAUGGAGACGCCCGAUUCUUGUGCCUGAAAAUUAUGUUUGAUGUGAUGGUUAUUUUUCUCGAUGAACCGUCAGAAGAUGAACAACGAGCAGUCGAUUUGAAGUCCAUAUCCAACACUCAUUUCCUUCCUCUGUUCCCCACCUUGAUUGAGGAUGAAGAUCCCAUACCCAUGUACGCUCAGAAGCUUCUAGUGAUGCUCAUUGAGUUCAAUUACAUCAAAAUCCCCGACAUUCUACAUUUGAAGAUAGUUUCACAGUGCUUUGAAUUUCUGCUUGGUGAUCUCUCAUCUGCAAAUGUAAACAAUGUCAUGCUCUGUCUGGCUUUGGCAUCUGCUCCAGAGUUGGAAAACAAGAUACUCUCUCAACUAAAAGUAGCAAGAAGGAUCGGAAACCUUUUGGAGUUUGUGUAUGCAAAGGAAAUGCAAGAUUUUAUCGAACCAACUCUUGGGUUGUGCAGGGCUUUCCUUCUACGCUCAGCAGGCAAUAAAAAAGGUUUUGUCUAUGCAAAAGAACCGACUCUCUUAGGUGAUGGUUCUUCUGAGGGGAGUGGUGUCGUUGAUCAACAUCAAUGCAUAAGAGAUAUAAUGGAUUUUGGUAGCAAUGUUGGCGUCUUUCUGGAGUUGAGCAAGUCACAUGGCUCAAACAUUGCGGAUAUAGCCUCUGAAUGCAUAGUUUUGGUGCUCGGGGCAGCUCCAAGGGAAGCUACCACGGGUUUUCUAACUAAGCUUCCCAAAGUUAGUGUGAUUCUCGAGUCAUGUCGUCAGGGAAACUCUGACUUAGUAGUGCAACGGAUGCUUCAUGCCCUCGGGUUUUCAUGUCAACAAUAUCUGUCACAAGCAAUGAUAUUAUCGAUAUCUAUACCGGAGAUUUCAAGAAUUGAAGCCAUUGUUUCUGAGCUCAAAAGCUCAACCAUAAAGGGUGUUGCUGAUGCUGCUUGCAGAGUGGCAUUGGAGUUGCAGAGGUUGCCUCGUUGCAUUUGAAGUUCUUUAAGAGGAAUCACAAAAGGUUCAUUGGCUUGGGCUUUCUAAAGGCAAACACCUCUUUAUUUCCCCUAGUUCAGAUGAGGCCUCAACAACCCAACCCUUGUAUUAAGGUGAGAGAGUUCAUUUUUUACAUAAUACUGGCUUUCAUUGGCCUGUCUUUGUACAACUUAUGUACACAUGUAACAUCAUUAAUUCAUUCAAUUUGAAUAAUAUUUUUCAAAAUUGAAUCAAGAUUUGAGUAAAGUGAUUAUUUAAUACUAA
Messenger RNA from Camellia sinensis, 5463 nucleotides. Its product is annotated as serine/threonine-protein kinase RUNKEL. Gene Ontology annotation, molecular function: microtubule binding; ATP binding; protein kinase activity. Lineage: Eukaryota; Viridiplantae; Streptophyta; Magnoliopsida; Ericales; Theaceae. Gene Ontology annotation, biological process: phragmoplast assembly; protein phosphorylation; cytokinesis by cell plate formation. The record is from RefSeq and is a predicted model, not a curated record.